UCGUGAGUUUUGUGCUCUGUACACUCUUCAGUUUCAUACUCAUACACGCACUUCGUAUUUCGUAAUAGUCUCUUCCUCGUCUGCUAAAACCAACUCUUGCAAAUCCUCUAUCAUCCAACAACUCUCUCUCUCUCUCUCUCUCUCAGUCUCUCUCCUUUCUCUCUGUACAGAUCAUAGACACAAACACAAAUUUGUGCAACUCCUCUGUAUAUCCUGGGUGACAUAGCCUGCCCUCAUCUCUCUCUCUAGAGAGACCCUCUUCAGAUUCAUAAGUUACUACCACAUGUCACUUCCUUCUCUCCAUUUCCUUACAUCAAGAACCCCGAUUCUUGAAUUUUUAAUUUCACUCUUUCUUUUAUGCAUUGUUCCCUUCUUUGAAAUUCUUGAUCACAAUUUCAAAAAAAAUCAUAAUUCUCUAUUUUAAGUCGGUGCUCUUAAAUUAAAACUAAUUAAAACUUUGAAAGGCAGAUAAUGCAAGAUGUUUUCUUGCGUAGAAAAGUCCGAAAAUUCGUUUUGGGGUCCAGUGAGGAAUCUGUUUGGCCGUAUGAGGAACAAAGAUGAGGAUAGUAGAAACACUAGUAAGAAUAAGAAUGGUGGUGAUGAUGACCCUCUUAUGUGGUGCAAAGAUCUUGAAAAACACUACUGUGGCGAUUUCUCGUUUGCAACGGUACAAGCGAAUCAGAAUAUGGAGGAUUCCAGUCAAGUUGAGACGGGACCGAAUGCUACAUUUGCUGGAGUUUAUGAUGGCCAUGGCGGCUCUAGAGCUUCCCAGUACAUCCGAGAUCAUUUGUUUGCACAUCUAAUGAGAUAUCUCAAGGAGAAUGGGACAAUGUCAGAAGCCAAUCUCAAGAAUGCGUUUGCUGCAACUGAAGAUGGAUUUCUCUCUCUUGUCAAAAUGGCAUCCCGAGAGGAACCACUAGUGGCAGCAAUUGGAUCCUGUUGUCUGGUUGGAGUCAUUUGGAAUGACAAAUUAUACAUGGCUAAUCUUGGUGAUUCUCGAGCUGUAAAGGGUUACUUUGGUGAGUCUAAUGAAAUCAUAGCGCAACAGCUGACGGAGGAUCAUAAUGUUAGUAGGACAGAGGUCAGAGAAGAACUCAAGUCCAUGCAUCUUGAUGAUUCCAGGAUAGUUUAUCAGAGACGAGGGGUCUGGCGUAUUAAAGGAAUGAUUCAGGUAUCUAGGGCCAUAGGGGAUGCAUACUUGAAGGACCCUGAAUAUACGCUUGAUCGAAAAUGCUUGAGGUUCCACCUUUCAGAAUCUAUUCUCCGGCCAGUGCUAAGAGCUGAUCCAUCUACCUACACGAUAGAUUUACAACCCAGUGACAAAUUUCUCAUAUUUGCAUCUGAUGGACUUUGGGAUCAAGUGACAAAUCAGGCUGCUGUUGAGAUUGUCUACAAUUAUCCCAGAGAGGGUAUUGCCAGAAGACUUCUUGAAUCAGCUUUACGUGAAGCAGCUAGGAAAUCUGAGACGACUUAUGAUGAGCUAAAGAAAUACGCGAAGGGAAUCAGGCGGAUGUAUCACGAUGAUAUCACCGUCAUCGUGAUUUUUGUAGAAAAUGAGUUGAUGGAGAAGAAGGUUGACGUGCCUGCGAUGUCUGUAAUAGGGGGUGUCGCCAACAUUGAACCAUCGAUGUUCAACAUUCUGCAAGACACAAAACCCAAUAGAAGUGAACCUGAUGAAUGAAGCAACUCUACUCAAUGGAAGUGAACCUGAUGAAUGAAGCAGCUCUACUCAGCUGAACAGCUCAAACUGCCUGGAUAAGAAACAUGUUCACUAAAAGUUCAUAAAUCUGUAAACUUGUACUCCCUUCUGAUGUUUUAAUUCAAUCAUUUUCGUUUUUAAAGUAUAAUAUCUUUUGAGGCACCUUUGUAUGUUAAUUCUUCGCAUUCUUACUUAAACCCUGAUAUAAUAGAUGAUUAAGCA
This is a messenger RNA of Daucus carota subsp. sativus, 1921 nucleotides long. Its product is annotated as probable protein phosphatase 2C 43. Gene Ontology annotation, molecular function: protein serine/threonine phosphatase activity; cation binding. The coding region runs from base 479 to 1681 and encodes 400 amino acids. Lineage: Eukaryota; Viridiplantae; Streptophyta; Magnoliopsida; Apiales; Apiaceae. Gene Ontology annotation, biological process: peptidyl-threonine dephosphorylation. The record is from RefSeq and is a predicted model, not a curated record. The transcript is spliced from 4 exons.